AUGGUCACCGAUGAGCAGAUCGAGCAUGAGCGCCGUCAACAUGCCCGCGUCGGCUCAUACUUCCUCGGUCCCCGCGCCGAGAACUUUGAGCUUCUCAGUGAAUUCUUCACUUAUGUCUUGAAUGAACAGAAGGACACACGAGAGAAUCUCUACAAGGAUGAUCCAGCCUUCAUUACUCAGGACAUGAUCAAGACGGAGGAGUUUCAAGGUAGUAUUGCUCAACUUCGUGAAGACGUCAAGGAUAUAUCCAAGAAGCUGUCCACCAACUCGAUUCCGUUUUGGUCGCCGAGGUAUAAUGCUCAUAUGAACAUGGAUACUGCUAUGCCUAGUAUCAUAGGAUAUAUGGCAGCUAUGAUGUACAACCCCAACAACGUUGCGACAGAGGCUAGUCCCUACACUACCGGCGUGGAGCGUCAAGUCGGCGAGGACCUUUGCCGCAUGCUGGGCUAUGGCUACGGUGUUGGUGGUGAAGACUCAGAUGUUGAACCAUGGGGUCACAUUACCUGCGAUGGCUCGGUCGCCAACCUUGAAGCCAUCUGGGCAAUUCGAAACCUCAAGUUCUACCCACUAUCCCUCAAGCUCGCCAUGGCCGAAGGCGCACCACUCAACUUCUUGACUCGCAUCAAACCCCCCUUCAAGGUGUCCACUUGUAAAGGAGAAGAAAAGCCCUUCACCGAAUUGUCCACAUGGGAGCUUCUCAACCUGAAGCCCACCGCCAUUCUCCAGAUCCCCACUCGCUUGACUAGCGAAUAUGCCAUUUCUGCCACCUUCCUCCAGACUGCUCUGAAGGAUUACCUGAUUCAGACUGUCGGAAAGGAAUAUGUUGAUCAGAAGUUUGGCAUCACCAAGCCUGCCAAGUUCUUUGUUAGUGCCACGAAGCAUUACUCUUGGCCCAAGGGCGGAGCCAUAUCUGGUCUUGGCUCCGACAACUUUGUCGACAUCGCCGUCGAUGAAGAAGCCCGCAUGGACAUCUCCAGCCUCCGCGCCCAUCUGGAAUCCUGCAUCGAAGGCGAUGACGAAUCUCAGCAUACACCGGUCUUCGGCGGUGUCGUCAUCAUCGGAUCAACUGAACAUGGAGCAUGUGAUCCUCUCCGUCAAGUCGUUGAGCUCCGCGAAGAAUUCCAGGCCCGCGGUCUUUCUUUCGCUAUUCAUUGCGAUGCUGCGUGGGGAGGCUACUUCUCCUCUAUGAUUGAGCGUAGAAUGUUCGCUCCUAUUCCUGGUGGAGACUUACCCUUUGUUCCGAAGUUGGCCAUUCAGCCUUAUACGAGGGACAUCACUAUUGAUCCUCACAAGUCCGGCUAUAUCAACUAUCCUGCCGGUGGUCUUUGCUACCGUGAUCAGCGCAUGCGCUAUCUCAUCACCUGGACUAGCCCAAUUGUCUACCAUCAGGGUGACGAUAAGGGAAGCAUGGGAGUCUAUGGUGUUGAGGGAAGUAAGCCCGGAGCUGCAGCAGUGGCUACCUGGUUGACUCACAAGACCCUCAGGCUUGAGGUUGACGGAUACGGUAGACUCCUUGGAGAGGCCAUAUUCACUUGCACUAAGCUGUACUGUCACUGGGCCACUUUGACCAAGCCUGAAGAUGACUUGAUCGUUAUACCUCUUAUCAGACUACCCAUUGAGCGCAACGGUGGCUCAGCUGAGGAUGUUGCGAAAGAAAAGGAAAGAAUCCGCACAAAGAUCCUUGGAGUCAGUAACGAGGACCUGUUUAAGGAUGAAGAGACUUGGGAGCUUUUGGAGACACUUGGUGGUGAUUUGAUGAUCAACGCUUUCGCAUGCAACUUCCGGAUCAACGGCAAGCCCAACACCGAUAUCGGAGAAGCCAACUACCUCAAUCAGCGUAUCUUCAAGCGCCUCUCUUACACUAUUGAAGAUGACGCGACGCCCACAUCUGAUCGGCCUCUGUUCCUCACCUCGUCAUCAUUCAGUGAAAAGGCUUAUGGCAAGUGUUUGACCAAUUUCAAGAGGCGCCUCGAGCUCUCUAACAAUGAUCAUCCCGCUCACGGUGAUUUGUCGUUCCUGGUCAAUGUGACGAUGAGCCCUUGGCCUACCGACUCGCCAUUCCUUGAGAGUUUGGUCACUCCCUUCAGAAAGAUCGCAGAGGAAGAGGUGCAGCAUGUUCUUGCUCGCAACAUCGAGAAGCCAGACAUCCACGGCUUCGUCGUCCAAGGUCACGACAAGGUCUACCUAGUCCACAUUCCCAUGUUCAACAUGGCCGCUCACCGCUGGCAAGUCAUCAUCACCGCUGAGCUCCCCGGCGAGGUCAAGGAACUCUACCAGAAACUGCGAAAAGAAAAUCCAGACAAGUUCUACACCAUUGCCAACGUGGAGCCUGAGAAACUCGGUAAUCUUCUUGAGUCAACUGGCGACGUUGAGUUCCGAAUGGAUGAUGGCAUCCCGGCUGAUGGUGCUGAACCUCUGGCCAAGUUCAAGCUUUCUGACAUUCAGGUCGUUGUCAAGAGGUCUAUGUCUUACGAUGACUUGGACAGGAAAUAUCCUGAUAGAAUGCCGUUUUACCUCUAUGGAAGCAAUGCUGAGGCUAAUAUCGACCAUGUGCUGAGAACUUCGCCCAAUGCCCAGCUUAGCGGAGAUCGGGUCAAACUCAAUCUCAACCCGGCAUUGAGCAAUGAGCAGCUUGGCAAGGGCGUAGUCUCUGUACUGGAAGACGUCUAUGAGAACUCAAUUCAGCCGCUACCCCAAGAGGAGAAUGAGGAGGGAACCUUGGUCAUCAAGACUGAUGCCCCUGGGCUGUCGCUUGUUCCCGAUCACAAGCAUAGGGUCUCGGUGUACAACAACUACGAUGACUUCCUUGGAGGGUCCAAGCCCAUCGCAAGUGGUGACUUGAGUCUCACAUCCAAGAUCUUUGCUGAUUGGGGAAUGGUCAACAUGGAUUAG
This is a messenger RNA of Fusarium oxysporum Fo47, 2892 nucleotides long. Its product is annotated as pyridoxal phosphate-dependent transferase. The record is from RefSeq and is a predicted model, not a curated record. Gene Ontology annotation, molecular function: carbon-carbon lyase activity; pyridoxal phosphate binding. Lineage: Eukaryota; Fungi; Ascomycota; Sordariomycetes; Hypocreales; Nectriaceae. Gene Ontology annotation, biological process: carboxylic acid metabolic process. The transcript is spliced from 11 exons. Bases 1 to 2892 code for a protein of 963 amino acids.